AUGGAGUUUGAAGUACGCGAUAUUCUUCAUGGCUAUUUCAUGGUGCAUUUCAACCUCUUGGAAUAUAUGGAGAAGGCUAUGGUCGAUGCUCCAUGGAUGAUUUAUGAUCAUUACUUGGCUGUCAAGCCAUGGACGCCGGACUUCGUAGCGGCAAACUCAGAGAUUAGCAUGCUAGUGGUAUGGAUACGUAUUCCUGGCCUUGGGUUUCAAUUUUAUGAUGAGAGUAUUCUUAUGACACUAGCGUCGAUAGUUGGAACUCCGAUUAGAGGGGAUAUGAACACAACCGAUAUGCAAAGGGGUCGGUAUGCUCGGGUCUGCGUGGAGAUUGAUUUGAAUAAACCUGUGUUGGGUAAUGUCGAAUUACAGGGAACUUGGUACAACGUCGAGUAUGAAGGAUUGCAUAUUUUAAGCUCUAAGUGUGAAUGCCAUGACCACCUUGCGAGAAACUGCACUGGGACACUGGUAACACAGCAAAGGGAACCACAACAGAUGGUACAACAGGUAACUCUGGCUACAACAGCAGGUUAA
This is a messenger RNA of Lotus japonicus, 528 nucleotides long. RefSeq lists its product as uncharacterized. The coding region runs from base 1 to 528 and encodes 175 amino acids. NCBI's taxonomy places the organism in Eukaryota, Viridiplantae, Streptophyta, Magnoliopsida, Fabales, Fabaceae. The transcript has a single exon. The record is from RefSeq and is a predicted model, not a curated record.